Hippopotamus amphibius kiboko is the source of this 3664-nucleotide messenger RNA. RefSeq names its product ceruloplasmin (gene CP). Bases 111 to 3296 code for a protein of 1061 amino acids. The record is from RefSeq and is a predicted model, not a curated record. Gene Ontology annotation, cellular component: plasma membrane. Gene Ontology annotation, molecular function: oxidoreductase activity; copper ion binding. The transcript is spliced from 19 exons. NCBI's taxonomy places the organism in Eukaryota, Metazoa, Chordata, Mammalia, Artiodactyla, Hippopotamidae. Gene Ontology annotation, biological process: iron ion transport.
GCAAUUUAAAAUUCUGUCAAUCAAGCAAAUAAAGGAAGAAAGCCUUAUUUAUAAAGUUGCCUGCUUCUGAUUUCAUUCCAUUGCUCCUCCGCCUCCAAGAGGGAAAAACAAUGAAGAUUUCCUUGCUCUGUAUUUUUCUAAUUUUAUGUAGUACCUCAGCCUGGGCAAAAGAUAAGCAUUAUUACAUUGGAAUUAUUGAAACAACUUGGAACUAUGCCUCUGACCAUGGGGAAAAGAAACUUAUUUCAGUUGACACGGAACAUUCCAAUAUCUAUCUUCAAAAUGGCCCUGAUAGAAUUGGAAGAGUCUACAAGAAGGCCCUGUAUCUUCAGUAUACAGAUGAAAACUUUAGUACAAUUAUAGAAAAACCUGUCUGGCUGGGGGUUUUAGGCCCUAUUAUCAAAGCUGAAACUGGAGAUAGAGUUUAUGUACAUUUAAAAAACUUUGCUUCUAGGCCUUAUACUUUUCAUGCACAUGGAAUGACUUACUAUAAGGAGCAUGAGGGGGCCAUCUACCCUGAUAACACCACAGAUUUUCAAAAAGCAGAUGACAAAGUGCAGCCAGGUGAACGGUGUACAUACAUAUUGCAUGCCAACCCAGAACAAGGUCCUGGCGAGGAGGACAGCAAUUGUGUGACCAGGAUUUACCAUUCCCACAUUGAUGCUCCAAGAGAUAUUGCCUCAGGACUCAUUGGACCUUUAAUACACUGUAAAAAAGAUUCUCUGCAUAAAGAAAAAGAAAAAAAUGUUGACAAAGAAUUUGUGGUGAUGUUUUCUGUGGUGGAUGAAAAUCUCAGCUGGUACCUAGAAGACAACAUUAAAACCUACUGCUCUGAACCAGAGAAGGUUGACAAAGACAACGAAGACUUCCAGGAGAGUAACAGAAUGUAUUCUGUGAAUGGAUAUGCUUUUGGAAGUCUCCCAGGACUCUCCAUGUGUGCUGAGGACAAAGUAAAAUGGUAUCUUUUUGGUAUGGGUAAUGAAAUUGACGUGCAUGCAGCUUUCUUCCACGGGCAAGUGUUGACUAGUAAGAACUACCGUGUUGAUACAAUCAAUCUCUUCCCUGCUACCCUCUUUGAUGCUUUUAUGGUGGCCCAGAACCCUGGAGAAUGGAUGCUUAGCUGUCAGAAUCUAAACCAUCUGAAAGCUGGUUUGCAGGCCUUUUUCUCGGUACAAGACUGUAAGAAGGCUUCAUCUGAGGACAACAUCCGUGGCAAACACGUUAGACACUACUACAUUGCUGCUGAGGAAAUCAUCUGGAACUACGCACCCUCCGGCAUAGACAGCUUCACCGGAGAAAGCUUAACAGCACCUGGAAGUGAUUCAGCAGUAUUUUUUGAACAUGGUUCUACAAGAAUUGGAGGCUCAUAUAAAAAGCUGGUUUAUCGUGAGUACACAGAUGCCUCCUUUGCAAAUCGAAAGGAGAGACGCCCUCAAGAGGAACAUCUUGGCAUUCUGGGUCCUGUCAUUGCGGCAGAGGUGGGAGACACCAUCAGGGUCACCUUCCAUAACAAAGGAGACUAUCCCCUCAGUAUUGAGCCGACUGGGGUGAGAGUCGAUAAGAGCAACGAGGGCACAUACUACAACCCAAGCAGGAAUGUGCCUCCUCCUUCAGCCUCCCAUGUGGCACCCAAAGGAACAUUCACCUAUGAAUGGACUGUCCCCAAAGAAGUGGGACCCACUUACAAAGAUCCUGUCUGUCUAACUAAGAUGUAUUAUUCUGCUGUGGAUCCCACCAAAGAUAUAUUUACUGGGCUUAUCGGGCCAAUGAAAAUAUGCAAGAAAGGAAGUUUACUUGCAAAUGGGAAACUGAAAGAUGUACACAAGGAAUUCUACUUGUUUCCUACAGUGUUUGAUGAGAAUGAGAGUUUACUCCUGGAUGAAAAUAUUAGAAUGUUUACAACAGCACCUGAUCAGGUAGAUAAGGAAAAUGAAGACUUUCAGGAAUCCAAUAAGAUGCACUCCAUGAAUGGAUUCAUGUACGGGAAUCAGCCUGGUCUCAAUAUGUGCCAAGGAGAUUCGGUCGUGUGGUACUUAUUCAGUGCUGGAAAUGAGGUCGAUGUACACGGGAUAUACUUUUCAGGAAACACUUAUCUGUCAAGAGGAGAAAGAAGAGACACAGCAAACCUCUUCCCUCAAACAAGUCUGAGGCUCCUCAUGCAGCCUGACACUGAAGGGACUUUUGAUGUUGAGUGCCUCACAACUGAUCAUUACACAGGUGGCAUGAAACAAAAAUACACUGUGAACCAGUGCAGGCGUCCAUCUAAGAGUUCAUACCUCUACCUGGGAGAAAGGACCUACUACAUCGCAGCGGUGGAGGUGGAAUGGGAUUAUUCCCCAAGUAGGAAAUGGGAAAAGGAGCUGCAUCGUUUACAAGAACUAAAUCUUCCAAAUGCAUUUUUAGAUAAGGAAGAAUUUUACAUAGGCUCAAAGUACAAGAAAGUUGUGUAUCGGCAAUUCACUGAUAGCACGUUCCAAGUUCCUGUGGAGAGAAAAGCUGAAGAAGAACACCUGGGAAUUCUAGGUCCACAACUUCAUGCAGAUGUUGGAGACAAGGUUAACAUUGUCUUUAAAAACAUGGCCACAAGGUCCUACUCCAUACAUGCCCAUGGGGUGAAAACGGAGAGUUCUACAGUGACUCCAACCACACCAGGUGAAACUCGCACUUACAUAUGGAAAAUCCCAGAAAGAUCUGGAGCUGGAAGAAAUGAUUCUCCUUGUAUUCCAUGGACUUACUAUUCAACUGUGGAUCGGGUGAAGGAUCUCUAUAGUGGAUUAAUUGGCUCACUGAUUGUUUGUCGGAAACAUUACUUGAAAGUACUCAAUCCCAUAAAGAAAGUGGAAUUUUCCCUUCUGUUUCUCGUUUUUGAUGAGAAUGAAUCUUGGUACUUAGAUGACAACAUCAAAACAUACUCUGAUCACCCUGAGAAAGUAAACAAAACCAAUGAUGAAUUCAUAGAAAGCAAUAAAAUGCAUGCUAUUAAUGGAAGAAUGUUUGGAAACUUACAAGGCCUCACAAUGCAUGUGGGAGAUGAAGUCAACUGGUAUCUGAUGGGAAUGGGCAAUGAAAUAGACUUGCACACAGUGCAUUUCCAUGGCCACAGCUUCCAAUACCAGCACAGGGGCAUUUAUAGUUCCGAUGUCUUUGACAUUUUCCCUGGGACAUACCAAACCUUAGAAAUGUCUCCCAAAACACCUGGAAUCUGGUUACUCCACUGCCAUGUGACUGACCACAUUCAUGCUGGAAUGGAAACUACUUACACCGUUCUACCAAAUGGAGAGACCAAGUCUGGAUGAAAGAAAUAAAUUGGUGAUAAGUGCAAAAAAACAAACAAACAAAAAAAACAAUGAUUCAUAACAAUGUAUAUGAAAGUGUUGAAUAGAAGGCUUACUUGGAAUGGCUAUAAGCAUUAAAGAAAAAGACUGAAAACAUACACUUUUGUGCAUCUGCGGGGAAAACUGUGUUACACUGUUUCAUACGAAAAGAUCAACAGACUGUAUUAUGACAGGACUGACUCUGAUACACUUGGUAAUAUAAUUGAUUAAAACACGUCAUUCAUAUUACCACCAUUAGGGCUUUACAAAACUGUAUUAAAAAAAAAAAAUCUAUGAGCAGAUGUUGUCCUGGACAGUCCUCAAAGGAUCACUAUUAAGAUUCAAUGACU